AUGUCACGUAACGGUGCAACCAAGGGGGAUGAUAUGAUAACGCUUGGGUUGAUCUACAUCUCUCGAUUUCGAAGUGGCGCUCUCUCCAUUAUUUUCCGGGACACUCUCAUGAGGUAUCCUCGGACGCCAAAUCGUCCACCGCCUCAGCGACAACCCCAAACGGUGGAGACUCGUCCACGCCGUCUCGCGCAGCAAAAGGAAGACUUCCGCGGCAGCGUGCAGCACGCCUCCAUCGACCUCCUCGGGUCGUCCGACGACAUCGCCGAUGGCCUCCGAGGCGUCGAGGCCGAGUAUCUCUUCUUCGCGGCCUAUAUGGAGCGUGAGUCCGAACAGGAGAGCUGGGACGUCAAUGGGGACAUGCUGCAAAACUUCCUCGACGCGCUCGAGAAAGUGGGCGUCGCGCGCUCGCUCAAGCGCGUGGUCCUCGUCACGGGCGCGAAGCAGUACGGCGUACAUUUAGGGGCGCCGAAGAACCCCAUGGACGAGUCGGAUCCUUGGUUGACGGACGACAGGUUCCCUCCCAACUUUUACUACCGGCAGCAGGACAUCUUGAAGAAAUUCGGCGAGAAGAACGGCGUUCCCUGGACGGUGACGUACCCAAACGACGAGCUAGGCCAAGACCUCGUCUUCCCCGGCUCCGAAGAGUUCUACACCAAGUUCGACUGCUUCACCUCCGCCGAUCUCCACGCCGAGUUCGUCGACUGGGCGAUUGACCAAGACCAGACGGGCAACCAAGCCUUCAACGUCGUCAACGGCGACAUCCAAAGCUGGCAGAGCCUCUGGCCCUUGCUGGCUCGUCGAUUCGGCGUCAAGGUCAAGGAGGACCAGUUUGACGGACCCGCUGAGCUCAGGAGCGAGUCUACUCUCUGGGACACGCCGCCGCUCAGCGUUUUUGAAAAGGAGGCGGGCUUGAAGGGGAGGGUUCGACCGGGAAAGUUGCAGCAAAAUAUCGACAUUGUCAAGUGGAGUGAGCGAGAGGAUGUGCGACAGGCGUGGGCCCGCCUCGCUGAACGGCACGGUCUGCAGCAGGAUGCGUUGGAAAAGGCGACCUGGUCGUUUUUGGCGCUGGUUCUAGGAAGGAACUUUGACCUCGUGAUCAACACGACCAAGGCCCGCAAGGCGGGCUGGACUGGGUGA
Messenger RNA from Parascedosporium putredinis, 1137 nucleotides. The record is from the annotation of a GenBank genome assembly. Lineage: Eukaryota; Fungi; Ascomycota; Sordariomycetes; Microascales; Microascaceae.